Molecule: messenger RNA, 1063 nt
Organism: Phyllotreta striolata
Lineage: Eukaryota; Metazoa; Arthropoda; Insecta; Coleoptera; Chrysomelidae
Source: the annotation of a GenBank genome assembly
AAUAAACAAACAGGUACAAGAAAUGGGGCAACUACAAACAGGGCAUCUACCAACCGUAUUUAACGGCCUGCGUCCUACCUCCGAAAUAUCGCGAUCUGACGCCCCAAUCGGUGUCGCUGGUCGAACGGCAAUGCGACAACGCCACCAACAAUUUGCGAAUAAUCUUCGAGAAACCGGCCGACGAGAGAAAGGACUUCGCCGUUUGCGUGAAAGGAUUGGAUUUCCUGCACGAGGACCUGUCGGUGCGAUUGGUCGAAUGGAUCGAAUUGUUGAAUCUGUUGGGCGCCGAUAAGGUUUAUUUCUACGAGUUGCAGGUGCAUCCGAACAUCAGUAAGGUGUUGAAGCACUACGAGACGGAGGGGAAGGUUCACGUGACGCCAAUUAAUCUAGCAGGCGGGCAACCGAACGCGCCAUCUUUCCAGCAUCUCUAUCUAACGAAAAAGACGAAUCACAAGCGACAAAACGAGCUGAUACCCUACAACGAUUGUUUCUACAAGCACAUGUACAAGUACAAGUACAUAAUACUAUUGGACAUAGACGAGGUGAUCAUGCCGUUGGACGGUACCACUUGGAAGGGAUUAAUGGAGAAAGUACUACCGAAGGCUUUGAAGAUAAACAAAGAGGAAAGGGCCUCGUACAACGUGAGAAACGUGUACUUUUUGGACGAUCUCAUCCACAAUCACGGCUGGUUUAAGGAAAUACCGAGGUACAUGCACAUGCUGCAGCACGUCUACCGCACCAAGAACUUCACCAAACCGGGCCAGUACGUCAAGUGCUUCCACAACACCGACAAGGUGCUCACGUUGCACAAUCACUUCCCGCUCAGCUGCCUCGGCAGCGGCUGCACCAGCUACCCCAUCGAGACGGGCGACGCGCAGCUCCAUCACUAUCGCGCCGAUUGCGUCAAGACGCUGAAGAAGAGCUGCGAGGAGUUCAGGAAGACCAGCGUGAUGGACACCGCCGUGUGGAGGUUCAAGGAGCCGCUGGUGAACCGGGUGACGAAGACGCUGAGGGUCCUGGGGUUCUUCGGGGACGCGCAGAAUUCGGUGAAAUGAACGAUUGG